AUGUCUGGACGACAAAGCUUUGAUUCCCAAACCCCUCGCCACCGUCACUCACUCAGUUUUGCAUCUACCGACCACAUUGAAAUGAACAAGCCUGACUUCAAACAACUCGAUCUGUUGGCUUCACCUGUUUCACCAUUGCUCCCUACCCACAAUGGAAGUACUGCAGCCCUCACUACAACAUCUGGUAAUAGCUCUACCUCAUCCGCCGGUUCCGUUUCCAGCAAAAGCAGUACCCAUUUCUCAGGGGAGUUUUCGGACAAAACUUCAUCUAUACCCGGAUCUGUCUCAACAAACCGGAAUCUUAGGCCGGGUCAUAGGAGAUCCGUCUCUGCUGGGCCUCCUUUAAUCUACUCUGGUUCAAGCUUCAGUGGAGCAACCUCUUCUUCUUCUUCUUCUUCAUCCUCUCCUGUUUGUUCUAUCCCAACCACGACAAAUAUUUUACCCAGUGGUAACAUUUGCCCGUCUGGGAAAAUCCUAAAAACCAUGGGCUUACGUACCUCUAACAAGACCGACACGCUUGGUGCUGGCAAAGGAAACUAUGGACAUGGCAGCAUAAUUCGUGGUGGUGGCGGUGCUAAAUUGGGGACUACUGCUGAUCCUGAAGAAAUGAAGAAAGCUGGUAAUGAGAUGUAUAAAAGAGGGAAUUUUUUGGAAGCGUUGGCAUUGUAUGAUAAAGCAAUAUCUAUUUCACCGGAAAAUGCUGCUUACCGAAGUAACAGGUCAGCAGCGUUGGCGGCGGUGGGAAGGUUGGGAGAAGCCGUCAAGGAGUGUGAGGAGGCUGUUAGAUUGGACCCUGGUUAUAGCAGAGCUCAUCAGAGGUUGUCUUCCCUUUAUCUUAGGUUAGGUUUGCCUGAUAAUGUUAGACGCCACCUAUGUUUUCCAGGGCAACAAUCAGAUCCAGCUGAGUUACUUAAGUUGCAGUUGUUGGAAAAUCAUAUUAAUCGAUGCGCAGAUGCUCGAAAGAUUGGUGAUUGGAAGACUGUAAUAAGGGAAAUUGAUGCAGCAAUAGCUGUUGGUGCAGACUCGUCUCCCCAGCUCAUUGCUUGUAAAGCAGAAGCCUUUUUGAAGCUCCACCAAAUUGAUGACUCGGAUUCCUGCUUAUCGAACAUUUCGAACUUGGAGAAAUAUACUCCCUCUUCACAGAUUAGGUACUUUGGUAUGGUGGCUGAAGCUUAUGCCCUUUUUGUUCAAGCCCAAGUUGAGAUGGCAUUGGGAAGAUUUGAGAAUGCAGUUUCUGCAGCAGAGAAGGCCAGACGGAUUGAUUACAACAAUGUUGAAAUUGCAGUGGUAUUAAAUAAUGUGAAAAUGGUAGCAAGAGCACGGUCACAAGGCAAUGACUUUUUCAAUGCCGGAAGAUAUGCUGAAGCCUGCUCUGCUUAUGGGGAAGGGCUCAAAUAUGAUAGCUCUAGCUCUGUUCUAUACUGCAAUAGAGCAGUUUGUUGGUCUAAACUUGGACUCUGGGAAAAAUCUGUAGAGGACUGCAACCAGGCUCUUAGGAUCCAACCAAAUUACCUAAAAGCCUUACUUCGAAGGGCUGCCUCGAACGCAAAGCUUGGACGGUGGACAGAUGCUGUGAGAGAUUACGAGCUCUUGAGAAAGGAACUUCCUGGAGACAAUGAAGUAGCUGAGUCUCUACAUAAUGCACAGGUUGCACUGAAGAAAUCCCGUGGAAUGGGCGUUCUUAACAUGAAAAUCAGCGGUGAAGUAGAAGAAAUUUCUAGCCUAGAGAGAUUCAAAACUGCAAUAUCGACACCAGGGGUAUCAGUGGUCCACUUUAAAGUGGCAACCAAUGAACAAUGUGAAGAAAUAUCCCCAUUCGUAAAUUUGCUUUGUGUUCGGUAUCCAUCUAUACAUUUUUACAAGGUGGAUGUAGAGGAAAGCAUAGCAGUGGGAAAAGCAGAGAGUAUAAGAAUGGUCCCUACUUUUAAGAUUUAUAAGAAUGGAAACAAAGUGAAGGAGAUGAUCAGCCCUACCCAUCAGUUCCUGGAGGACUCAUUGAGGAACUAUAUUCUAUAGAGAAAAAAGUAAGAGUAAAAUGAAAUUGCCUUUUCUUUGUGGCUCAAGUCACCCCCACAAACAGCAUUGGAUGAUAAUUGUCCAAAGUAUUCAUUUCCAUUUCAUUUCAAUUUUUUUUUUGGGUUGAAGAUCAUUGUCAUUUCUCGAUUCAUACUAGGACCAGCAGUUUUACAUGUGACAUAAUCGACUACAUAAUUGUUUCAUAGAACUCCAGAGAGGCCAAGAUAAAGCCUCAGACUCAGUGAAAAUAGCUUCUUAGUUUUACAUUUAUGGAAUUGCUUAAUGCUUUUCUA
Messenger RNA from Gossypium raimondii (Peruvian cotton), 2309 nucleotides. RefSeq names its product inactive TPR repeat-containing thioredoxin TTL3. Gene Ontology annotation, cellular component: cytoplasm. Lineage: Eukaryota; Viridiplantae; Streptophyta; Magnoliopsida; Malvales; Malvaceae. The record is from RefSeq and is a predicted model, not a curated record. The coding region runs from base 1 to 2016 and encodes 671 amino acids. The transcript is spliced from 7 exons. Gene Ontology annotation, molecular function: protein binding.